Molecule: messenger RNA, 762 nt
Organism: Yarrowia lipolytica CLIB122
Lineage: Eukaryota; Fungi; Ascomycota; Dipodascomycetes; Dipodascales
Source: RefSeq, a predicted model, not a curated record
AUGUGUCCUAAAGACGCGAUAUACUUUUCAGAGCUGACCCAUCUUCCUCCAAGUUACACAAACAGUUCCAGCAACAUGUCCACCACCGACCAGAAACUCCCCAUUGACUCCCAGCCCCUUGACGAGAAGGCUCCCUCUUACGAGGAGGCUACUCUCGAGGAGGCUCCCUCCAAGCAGCUCGACAACGUUGACCCCGAGGCCCAGACCGAGCAGCCCAAGCGAAAGUGCCGAAAGGCCCUGUGGGUCAUUCUCGGUCUGCUUUUCCUCUCCCCCAUCAUUGGCAUGUCUAUUGAUGCCUGCAACGAGAUGAUGGUGCGAGAGGCCGGUACUCCUCACCAUGGCCAGCACCACGGCAAGCACCACGGCGAGCACCACGGCGAGCACCAUGGCAACAACCAGAUGAUGCCUGCUGGCGACCGACAUGGCAAACACCACGGUAUGAUGCGAGGCCGACCUCACGGCAUGAUGCGACCUGGCAACAUGCCCUGUGACGAGGACAAGAAGCAGAUGCAGACCGUCCGAGUCCACUACAUUCUCCCCAACGGCGAGCACAAGGUGGCCGAAAUUCAUGGCGGCCGAUUCUUCCCUGGUCGACCUCAGCCUGAGGAGCAGGAGAAGCCUGAGGACAAGUCUGAGGACAAGGUUGAGGAGGAGUCCGAUUCCGAUUCCGACUCUGACUCCGACUCCGACUCCGACUCUGACUCUGACUCUGACGAUGAGGAGGAGACCGUCCAGGUCGCCCCUGUUCCUCAGGUUGAGUAG